Molecule: messenger RNA, 1915 nt
Organism: Saitoella complicata NRRL Y-17804
Lineage: Eukaryota; Fungi; Ascomycota; Saitoellomycetes; Saitoellales; Saitoellaceae
Product: amidase
Exons: 1
Coding region: 271-1878 (535 amino acids)
Source: RefSeq, a predicted model, not a curated record
ACCCCGCCUCCACCAACGUAACCAAAUCGUCUCGACCUGCUCUGCAUGAAGUUGACUGCUCUUUAAGGAAUCCGUAUCAUCUCGGGUCAGGAAUCUCUCGUGACGAGCGGAUCAGCCUAUCUUUCGCUUCCAAGGCUUAGCGACGCACCCCACCGUCUUACGCGAACAGAUCCAACCCGGACCGCAAUUGCGCCCACCGAUGAUAUAAAAGGAGACAUCUCGAUGCAUCAUGUAGGACUCACACCACUUCUCCUCGCUUCUGCUGCCACAAUGGGAUUCCUCUCACUUACGACUGUCGCGUUGACGCUCUUGUCCGCGACACAUCUCUUUGCGCCUGCUACUGCCAUUGCUGAUGGUAACUGUACGAGGUCUGUGGAUUUCGAUCCGAGGGAGGCUACGAUCGAUGAUGUGCACCGGGCCAUUGAGCUCAAGGGCGUGACGUGCCGUGAGAUCGUUCAGUCGUAUAUUGAUCGUAUCCAGGCAUACGAUGAUCAAGGUCCGGCGUUGAAUGCUGUGUGGACGGUGAAUCCGUAUGCGCUUGACUACGCUGACGAGAUGGAUGAGGCGAUUAUGCAGCGAAAUGGAUUCAUGCUUGGGCCGUUGUAUUGUGUUCCGGUGUUGUUGAAGGAUAAUUAUGAUACGUUCGACAUGCAUACCACUGCAUCCUCCCUCGCUCUUCGGGAUGCGCAGCCGGCUGAGGAUGCACCCUCUGUCGCUCGACUCCGUGCUGCUGGGGCGAUCAUCCUCGGUAAGACGAAUUUGCAGGAGUAUGCUGCCGCCUCCGGUGUCUCCAACUCCUCUCUCGCCGGCCAAGUCAAGAACCCAUACGAUCUCACACGCACGCCGGGUGGUUCCUCAGGUGGAACGGGUGCCGCCGUUGCUGCUUCUUUCUCGGUCUUCGGAACGGGGACGGAUACGGUAAACUCCAUCCGGUCUCCAGCAUCCGCGAACUCGCUUGUGGGGUAUCGUCCGAGUCGGGGGUUGUCGACGCGUGCGGGUAUCGUGCCUGUAUCGACUACGCAGGACGCGAUCGGACCAAUUGCGAGGACAGUCCGUGAUGCGGCGAUUGCGGGUGCUGUGAUGAAUGGGUAUGAUCCGCUCGACAACGUUACCGCGCUCGGGUAUGGGCAUUUCGAGAGUGAUUAUGUCAAGUAUCUCAGUCUGCUUCCGGCGUUGUCGUCAUUGAGGAUUGGUGUUGUUGACGGGCUUCUUUCGAGGGCUUCGGAUAAUGAGACGAUGCCUGUGAAUGUGAUUAUGAAUGCGACGAUUGCGCAAUUCGAGGCUGCGGGUGCGGAGAUUGUUCAUAUUCAGGACCCUGUGUUCAACAUUACCACACUUGCGUCCAACUAUGACGUACAGAUCUACGAGUACGCUGCCUUGAUGGACGAAUACCUCUCUCGACCGAACUACACCGCCCGGUACCACUCCUUCGAGGCGUUGUACCAAUCAGGCGAAUGGGACCAAGUCGUACUUGGCUCGUUCUUCGGGCAGGCGGCAACGAAUAACAUGUCCACCCCCGCCUAUGUCCAAAAACUCGCCGCAAUCGAGCAAUUGAAGAUCAGAGUCGCCACUUACUUCGCAGACCAGAACCUCGACGUCAUGAUUUACCCUCAACAGCAACGCCUCGUGGUACCCAUCGCCAACAAUAACGGGCAAACGGGACGGAAUGGGCUUCUUGCCGCACUUAUUGGUGCUCCCGUAAUUGAUAUUCCGAUGGGGUUCUCAAAUGCGACGGAGAGCGCGCCGAGGGGCAUUCCGGUCGGAUUAGAAGUUAUGGGUACGCAGUUUGCGGAUGGGAAGGUGUUUGGGAUUGCGGGUGCUUUGGAGGGGGUGUUGAGGGCGAGAAAGGCACCCUUGAGUACGUGGGAGAUGGUGUGAAAUGGAAAAUGCGUGAAGACGAUUUUUUGGGUGCAGU